Messenger RNA from Striga hermonthica, 1269 nucleotides. The record is from the annotation of a GenBank genome assembly. Lineage: Eukaryota; Viridiplantae; Streptophyta; Magnoliopsida; Lamiales; Orobanchaceae.
AUGGAUAGAGUGUUUUCAGUGGAUGAGAUACCCGACCAAUUCUGGUCGCCGCCGAUUCGCCUCGACGAUGCCGACGUGGAGCCGGCAUCGUCGUGCGCCGCCGCGUCGUCCUCCUCGAAGAUGAACCGCAGCUCAUCGGAAUGGGCGUUCCAGCGGUUCCUGCAGGAGGCCGCCUCGCCCGAUCACGACAGCGCACCCCUCAAAACCGACGCCGCCGUAGGGAUCAAGGGCAGCAAUCAUCAUUACAACGGAAAUCAGCAGCCGCAGGUGGCGGCGGCCGCCGCCGGACCUCCACCGAAUAUUCCGAUCGAUUCGGAGGAAUACCAGGCGUUUCUCAAGAGCCGUCUGGAUUUGGCAUGCGCCGCGGUCGCGUUGACUCGGGCAACUAAAGGAAAAGCUUGUGAUUCCGAGUCCUUUGCAGCAGCAGCAGCAUCUGAUGUCGGCUCUCAGGCAUCCAAUUCAUCACACUGUAAAGCAGGGCGUGACUCAUUGAAGGCACAAGACAAGGAUACAGCUGGUGUGCCUCCCAUUCCUGCAAGUUCCAGGAAAGCUGGUACACAGGUGAAGUCAACAACAAGUGGCUCCUCAGGGGAACAGUCUGAUGAUGAUGAGGCUGAGGGCGAAAAUGAGACUACCCAGAAUAUGGACCCCUCAGAUGCAAAACGCAUGAGGAGGAUGCUUUCAAAUAGAGAAUCAGCUCGACGAUCAAGAAGACGAAAGCAGGUUCAUUUGACAGAGCUUGAGACACAGGUCUCUCAACUGAAAGUCGAAAAUUCUUCCUUGCUGAAGCGCUUCACAGACAUAAGUCAGAAGUACAACGAAGCAGCUGUUGAUAAUAGAGUCCUUAAAGCUGAUGUUGAGACCUUGAGAGCCAAGGUGAAAAUGGCCGAAGAAACUGUGAAAAGAGUAACUGGGCUGAACCCGCUGUUUCAGGCCAUGUCAGAAAUAUCGAGCAUGGGCUUGCCAUCGUUUGCCCCCACUCCUUGCGACACAUCACCUGAUGCUGAUGUACCUAUAAGACUAGAUAAUGAUCCCAAGAAGCAAAAUUACUAUCAUGCCCCUUACACCAAUGCUACUGCUGCUAAUGGUGACAAUAAUAAUAAUAAUAAUAGCCCGGCCGAGAACAUUGUGCAAGCAAAGGGAACAAAUUUAGGGAUUGGGCCAAACAAAAUUGGAAGAACGGACUCAAUGCAGAGAGUUGCCAGCUUGGAACAUCUGCAGAAGCGUAUACGUGAUGGUGGGCCAACCUCAUCUGGCGGAGGUCAGUGA